GUAUUUCAUAUUUAAAUACAUUUUCUUUCUUCCUUUUAAUUUCCAGUAUUUAAACGGCUUUGGUUCUGAAUUUUCAUCUGAAGAUCCAAGGUGUCCAAAUUCACUACCUGUGGGUCAAAAUAAUCCCCAGCAAUGUCCAUACGGCCUUUAUGCAGAGCAACUGUCUGGAAGUGCUUUCACAUCGCCAAGAUGUGAAAACCGGAGGACUUGGUUCUACAGAAUUAGACCCUCAGUGGGACAUAAACCGUUUAAGCUAUUCGAUAAGGGAAAUAUUACUCAUAACUGGAAUGCACUGAAUCCAGAUCCAAAUCAGAUGAGAUGGAAUCCAUUUGAUGUUCCCAAAUCUACAAUAUCAACUGAUUUCUUGGAGGGUAUAAAUACCAUUUGUGGAGCCGGAGAUCCAAAAAAUAAACAAGGUUUAGCAAUCCACAUAUAUAGUUGCAAUAGUUCUAUGCACAAUAGAGCGUUCUACAAUGCCGAUGGUGAUUUUUUAAUAGUCCCACAACUUGGGAAAUUACAAAUAAAAACCGAAUUUGGAAAAUUACAUUUAAAACCUAAUGAAAUUUGUGUUAUUCAACAAGGAAUGAGAUAUUCUGUCGACAUAAUUCAACCUUCACGUGGUUAUAUUUUGGAAGUGUUUGGGCAACAUUUUAACUUACCUGACCUAGGUCCAAUUGGAGCAAACGGUUUAGCUAAUCCCAGAGAUUUUUUAACCCCCACUGCUUGCUAUGAGGAUGUGGAUCUGGAACAUGAAAUAAUAGCAAAAUAUCAAGGCAAAUUAUUCACAUGUAUGCAGGACCAUAGUCCUUUUGACGUUGUUGCCUGGCAUGGUAAUUAUGUGCCAUAUAAGUAUAAUUUAAAUGACUUCAUGGUUAUCAACUCCGUCUCAUUUGAUCAUUGUGACCCCUCAAUUUUUACUGUCCUGACAUGUCAGUCUGAGAAAAGGGGCACAGCAAUAGCAGACUUUGUCAUAUUUCCACCUAGAUGGUCUGUUCAAGAACAUACCUUUAGACCUCCAUAUUAUCACAGAAAUUGUAUGUCCGAAUUCAUGGGGUUGAUUUAUGGAGAGUAUGAAGCAAAGAAAGGAGCUUUCUUACCAGGCGGUGCUACCCUACACAGUAUCAUGACUCCUCAUGGUCCCGACUUAAAUUGUUUUGAAGGUGCUAGUAAGGAGGAUUUAAAACCUUCUAGAGUUGCAGAUGGUACACAGGUAUUAAUCUAUUCAGUAAAUAACGAGUAA
Molecule: messenger RNA, 1240 nt
Organism: Anoplophora glabripennis (Asian longhorned beetle)
Lineage: Eukaryota; Metazoa; Arthropoda; Insecta; Coleoptera; Cerambycidae
Product: homogentisate 1,2-dioxygenase
Exons: 4
Biological process (GO): L-phenylalanine catabolic process
Cellular component (GO): cytoplasm
Molecular function (GO): homogentisate 1,2-dioxygenase activity
Source: RefSeq, a predicted model, not a curated record